This is a messenger RNA of Trichosurus vulpecula (common brushtail), 1705 nucleotides long. It is a transcript of the gene C3H2orf68, whose product is annotated as chromosome 3 C2orf68 homolog. Lineage: Eukaryota; Metazoa; Chordata; Mammalia; Diprotodontia; Phalangeridae. The transcript is spliced from 4 exons. The coding region runs from base 137 to 682 and encodes 181 amino acids. The record is from RefSeq and is a predicted model, not a curated record.
GAGAAGAGGGGCCAAUGGGGCCGAGGAGGGGCCGCGCGCGGGGGCGGGGGGAGGGGAAGGCUACCGCGAGUGACGGUUGCUCCGGCGGCGGGGGCGGCGUUGGCUUUUUUUCCCCCGGAGGUCCCGCAGCGCCCAGAUGGAAGCGGAGCCGGGCCCGGGCCGGCGCUGCUGCUGCAAACCAGGGGGGCGGCUGGACAUGAGCCACGGCUUCGUGCACCACAUCCGGCGGAACCAGAUCGCCCGAGAUAAUUACGACAAGAAGAUGAAGCAGGCAGCCAAGGAGAAGGUGCGGAGGCGACUCACCCCCGGCCCUACGAGGCCCCGAAAGCCGGACCAGCAGGUGUACUUACCCCGACGACGAGGCGAGGCCAGGCUGAGCCGUCCUGGGGCCUCCCCUGGGACCCGGGAUACAAAUUUCCCUGCAUGCAGCCUAGACUAUGGGGAGUCCAGCGAGAGCAGCAGCAGCGGCAGCUCAGACCCAGAGCCCCCCAGCCUCCAGCUCUUCUGCCUAGAAUACGAAGCUGACAGUGGGGAAGUCACAUCUGUCAUCGUGUAUCAGGAUGAUGAUCCAGGAAGAGUGAGUGAGAAAGUCUCAGCCCACACACCCCUGGACCCACCCAUGCGAGAGGCCCUCAAGAUUCGAAUACAGGAAGAGAUGGCAAAGCGGCGGAGCCGACCCUGAGUGCCCGCUUUCCUGGGACUAGACAGACUCUCUUGGCUGUACCAUCAGAGCUGGAGGUUUACCCUGCCCCCUUUACCCUGGGGAUUCCAGGCCCAGUAUGGCCUCCCCCUCAGCUGCUCUGGCUUUUGGAGAAGUGUCCACUGCCAAGCUGGCCCCUGGCAUCUCCUUUGCUGUGACUCCUCUGCCAUCUCACCACAGACCACAGCUGCCUGGGAGUUGCAGAGAAGCGUUUCUCUGGCCUUGUGUCCUGCUAGCUCGAAUUCCCGAGAUGUGCCACCCCCAAUCAAGAGCCCCACCUCUCCCGGGGUUGGUCCCCUAAGCCCUGUGCCAAUCAGUGUGCUCCCUUUUCUUGGGAGGUUCAUGCCCUCCAAAUUUGUGCUUGUGUUUGGGAAAGUUCCUCCUCAUGGCCCUGCUUCCCCUUACCAAACUCCCAGGGUGUUUUCUCAGCCCUGGUUCCCUCCAUUUGCCUCCUUUCAUUUUCAUGUCACUGUCUCAGGUAGGACCCCAAAGCUUCCCCACCACAUCCACAGCCUUGCAGCAGCUCUUGGCCUACACAGCUGUUUUCUCACUUUGAGAUCUACCAGGGAUCUAGAGAGAGAACUUUGUGCAAAACCCCAAGAAUGUUAGGGGAUCAGCAAGAGCCGCAAGUAUUCCAAUCGCCCUCCCUAGCAAGGAAGCCCUGCCAUGCCUGGCCCAUCAAAACUAUCUCAGUGGGGCCGAGAUGCCUCUGAAGACAUGAGAUGAGGCUAGAGAACAUCGGAGAAUGGGAUUACAGAGACUCUCCAAAUUAACGAGAGGAGGGGCUGGCCAAACAAUAAUUAUCCAAUUGGAGGCCUACUGCUCCUUCAGCUUUUCUUAAAAAAAAAAAAAACAAACAAAAACUCAAACCCUUGCCCAGAUCAAACGCAGAGAUCCCUUUGUCCUUCCCCUCCCCAACUCUGCCAUCUUGCAUCUCCCACUUUGAGUGUAUAAAAGUAUGUCUGAGAUUCUUAGAAUAAAGGUACCAAAGGAAAAGUUCUCUCA